Vitrella brassicaformis is the source of this 4496-nucleotide messenger RNA. The record is from the annotation of a GenBank genome assembly. Lineage: Eukaryota; Vitrellaceae.
UGUCGCAGGACACAGACAGAAGGAAAGGCAGGAUCGUCGGGUUCGUCAUGUCAGUGAGCAUCCAAGCCAUGCAACCCACACAAACCACGCACACGUGCAGCAAGUCAAGCCACCAUUUCCCCCUACCCCGAUGGGUGGAUGGAUGGAUGGAUGGAUGGAUGCAGACACGGUGUGCGUAUGUGCGUAUGCGCAUGUGGGUGUGUGAGCGAGACGUCAGUAAACGAGGGAGACCAAACCACCCUGACCAGUGAGUUCAUUUGUUCAAGCAGGUCCACCGACCACGUAUCGACAACGACAAAAACACUCAAUCUGUCAGACACAUCCCAUGGCCAAUGCACAGCAGCGGCCUCCCUGCGCCCGAACAGCUGCACAAAACCGCCGCCCCCAUCUCCGCGCGAAGAUGGGGGCGGCGGUGUGGUUCAGCUGUUCGCAUGGAGGAAGUACGCACACUCAUUGGCGGACAGACAUCCACCAGGAAGACAACCUUUUUCCCCACACGACCAUACACACAACACUGACUCCCGGGCAGGAUGAGGGUCCUCACAUGGCAGAGAACGACACGAAAUCGGCGGCCUGUCUGGUCCAGACAUGCCUUCGAUUUGUUGAAGGUCUCUGACAGGCGAGGAGCCCCAUCAACCACCCAUCUCUCUCUCUCUCUCUCUCUCUCUCUCUCUCUCAUCACCAACAACACCUAUCGGCAAGUCGUGUAUCGCCCCCCAACACACGCCCACUGCUGAUGUGGUCCCCUCCCGUGGUUGCGGUCAGGGUGCUGCUCGCCAAGGAGAACCACAACAAGACAAAGGCAUACCUCAUAGAGCCGCACAGAGUCGAUCGAUCAGAUAGGCCUCCGAUUCGUUGUCGGCCUCUCUCGCGAACACCUUCACCGCCACGGCACACGGACGAGCGCGUGGAUAUAUCUGAGCAACUUCAAGUUCAUAUCACCACAAGCCACCACCCCCACAAGCCCGCCCUGCCGCCUUCGUGUGAGCCCCGGACACUGAGGGAAUGGACACCACACACACACAGCCAGCGAGAAAAAGAAAUCUCUCUUCUCGGCGACGAACCGCUGCCAGCCAGUCCUCCCUUGUCUGCCGCCUCACUGCUCGUGCGAUGUCACUCCAUGGGGGUGAGAUGGGUGCAUGGGCAGCUCAACAGGGCCGGGAUGGGGCGGCUCGUCGUCGUCGUCAUCGGGUGCGCCUUGCCGCCUCCAGAUCUUCGAGAUGUGAGAGAUGCGGCCGCCUCUUCGAUGAAAUAUGAGUUGAUCUGGCCAACAAACUCGGCUGUACGAGUCAGUUAACGGCUGUGGUGCGAUGUAGUGUAGGACGGGAGAUGACGCUUUCCUCCACUUCCUUUUGCGAGCUUUCCGUCCCUGAGCUCGCCCCUUUUUCGGCGUUUUCAAGCAGCGUGAGUGCCCUGGGACGCUGGUGUGCCAAGCAGAUGGAUAAACGAUGACAUUUGGAUGACAUUCCAUCCAUCUGUGUCUGUGCUUUCGUGUCAGCGUUGUUUGAGUCAGUGGCUCCGGAGGGCAGGCUCAUCGUCAACUGCUGCCCGGAAUCUGCUGGCAUCUGCCAGAGGUAUGUCGGUUCAACCGCACACUGAUGGGAUGGAUGGAUGGAUGGAUGGAUGGCGUGGAUGGUGCAGGUGGGCGGUAGCUUGCGAGAUGUUUCAGACGACAUAGCCGAGCAUCACAUAGAAAUCAUGUCUGAGAGGGACACACAGGUGAGGCACCAGGCAGCGCAAAGGUGUGAUUGUGCCAUCGCCUGUUGCUGCCGGUUUCUCAGGGGCAGAGCCGUGGUUUGGCGGCCUCAGCUGGUGGUGGUGCUGGUGGCGGUGGUGGGGAGGAGGAGGACAGUGUAGCUGCGGCCGAUGGCGAAACGGUGAGACCGGCCAGAGGCAAUGACAGACAGACAGACACACUCACCCCUGUCGCUCCCUGUGUGUUGUGCAGGUGCUCAUGUUGGUGAUGCCCUUCUUGCCGCUCCACAUCCUCGUCCCUCUUCCCCUGCGGCUGCCCAAGAGCGCCAACCUGCUGUGGGAAGAGGCGGCAAUCAGCCACACACGGCUCUUCAUAGACUGUGCAGCCAAAGCUGACGACCAGUACUGGCAUUCGCCGACCGAGGGCCGCGUGUUUUGGCAGCGCAUCCCCUCCCUCUUCGUCAAGCGCGUAGCGGCACGGCUCACCGGCCUCACCGAGAUCACCCUCUGCCACCCUCCGUACCCCCCUAGGUGGGGUACUGACGUGUUGGUCUCCGUCAUUGAGACCACGGCCGCCCCGCCCGCCCAGCCCGACGCACAGGCAGACGCCAGCCGGCUGGAGACCAUCGCAUUCGAGAAGGUGCAGCUGAGUGAAGCGGAUCAGCCGCUGAAGUGGCAGCAUCCCACUUUCCCUCCCCUCGCCGAGCCCCCCACCAUCUCUCUCCCGUCGCUCAAGGCCGUCACAGGAGCCGCCGGAGAGCAUGGUGUCCUGGCCGACAGAGGGUGGAGGGUGCCGUCACUAGAGCGCCUGGAGCAGCAGCGCUGGCGUGCGGACCAGUUGGGCCGCUUCAUCAGCUCGUCACGGUCGCUGCAGCACGUCGGCGGGAGUCUGUCGGAUGAUGGGUGGGCCAGUGUGUUUGAGCGCAUGCCUGAGGCCGCUGCUGGACAGCCCGGGCCACUUGCACGUCUGCAGAGUAUCGGCACCAUCGAGCUGCGCGACAAUCCUGAGGCGGCCCGUGAAGCGAUCGCCAGACUGCAGGUACGCAGCCAGCAAUGGAUGCCGUUGGUGCAAUAUAGGUCACGUCUGGAUGUGAUCUUCCUGUGUGCAGGUGGCACUAGCGUCGCGUGGCUCCCGCCGGUCGCUCACUCAGCUGAGCGCUGCGAUGAGCUUUUACAGGUUCGACAGCAGUGUCCUUCCCCUCAUGCAGUCCCUCGAGUCGCUACACAAGACGUGCUGCAGAGCCGACGCCCCAGUCGUCUUCGAGGGCCGAUGGGUCACCAACUUCGACCUGUCGCUCUUCUACAGCGACGACCUUCCCGCCAACCCCUCGCCCCUCUUCAGGAAGGCCAUGCAGGCGGCCGCACAAGGAGCAGACUGGGUGGGCUACGUCAUCAGCGAGCACAACCUCACCGACCCCGUCGACAGCCCCAGCAAGGCCGCCAUCGAUGUCGUCGAGAGCCUCACGUUCAAGAGGGUGACGACUGUGGCUGUCCGUAAUGCCAUGGCCUUUGUCCCCCCUCCCAACAUCCCGUCACCCCGUCCCACCAUCAUCAACCACCUGCAGCAGUUCCCACGCAUCGCGGGAUUGCUGUACAUUGGCAGCCAUCUGGGCGGUGAAUCGGGUCGGCUGCUGGCACAGAAGAUGCCCACUGAGUUGAGGAACGUGGAGUUCGGGAGCGCUGUGAGCGCACAGGACCGAAAGGCCGUGUUGGAGGGGCUGGGCAAGGGAGGCAAGUGCGCGACGUCAAUGUCGGUCAAUGGGGGCCAAUCCCCGAGAAGAUCAGGCUCACGGACGGCCCCUUCGACGGCUGGUCGUCGGAUAGCUUCCCCUUGAUUCACACCAUAGAGAUGCCCCUAUGGGGUACGCACGCACUCACAUGGAGGGUGGUUCAGCUUACGUGUGCAUCAUUGCCGUGUGUGUGUGUGGUGUUCCUCAGUGUUCGACGAGCUGGAUCCCUCUGCUGCUGCUAAGACCAUCCGCAAGGGCAUCUCGUCCGUCGUCGGUGCCGUGCGAGGCCUGGAGUGUUUCUCAGUGCGUGUGCAAGGCGACGGGGCCGUUCACGACGCCCUUGGGCAGCUGCUCCCAACCGGCACGAUGACCGGCUCCAAGACGCCCGGUCAAGCCAAGAAGGAGCAGCCCCACUACCUUCAACCCACCAAGUCGUCGUUAGCGAAGGUGCAACAGGCCAAGAAGAAGGGCACGAUGAUUGGCUACAGCUUCACCAUCGACGCAGAGGACCUCGGAUGGCAGAUUGAGGUGACUGCAAGGCGCCUCUCUUAGAGGGUGAGCGGCAACAGGCAGAGCACUGCAUCCAUCGCCCUCACAAUACGAGUGUGUGUGUGUGUGUGUUCAGGUCGUGUGUCGAGCCAGUCGUGACACAACAGCACCGUGCCGUAGCACUCACAUCCCAUCCGUCUGUGUGUGCGUCUGUAUAGCUGUGUGUAUGUCUGUGUGCAUAGAGGGAGGGUGCGUCGGUGUGUACCGCAUGGCUGCUUCGUCGAUGGAUGGAUGACUGGAUGGGUGGGUGGAUGUGUGCAGACACGGCGUGCCUGCAGUCCUGCGUCUGUGCGUCUGUUUGCCGGCAAUUAGCAGCAGGGAGUGAGGAGGUCUUACAGGACACAUUUUUGCCAGCAUUUUGCCCAACUGUUGGCAAAAUGUGUGCCUAUUGUCCUGCUCGCUUUCUGCUGCUGCUCAGCCGACCCUCUCUCCCUGUCUCUCUGUCUGGAAGCAGAGGGCACACUGCCGGCAGACAGACGGACCGACGGGCUGCAUGUCGGCGUGAUGGGUAGAGUGUUGGAC